Messenger RNA from Trichomonas vaginalis G3, 852 nucleotides. RefSeq names its product glycine-rich protein family. Bases 1 to 852 code for a protein of 283 amino acids. The record is from RefSeq and is a predicted model, not a curated record. The transcript has a single exon. Lineage: Eukaryota; Parabasalia; Trichomonadida; Trichomonadidae.
AUGGGUGGCCUUGGAGCAUACACGUCUGGUGUUAUAAGACUCCUCCGCACACAAACUUUCUAUUUGUUCAUAGGUUCACAUGGUGCACAAAGUGACAACCUCAAUCCAUAUAAUGGAGGUGGUUCCGGUGUGAAUACUGUAUACUCAUCCAGUGGUGGUGGAUGCAGUGAUAUCCGACUGAAGAACGGCACCGAUUUCGAAUCCCGAAAGUCCAGAAUCAUUGUCAGUUCUGGAGGUGCUGGUGGUGUUAUAUAUGAACAACGGCAAGCCAAUGGAGGCAGCGGUGGAAUAUCUUCCGGAUAUAAUGGAAGCAAGACAUCCGGUGGGAGCCCAGACACAAUAUCUAUCCCAGAAGGAGGGCAAAUCAACAGGGGUGGGAUUGCUUCCACCGGAGUCCACUUGGGAGAUGGUAAAAUAUCGCAUGGUCUUCCGGGCAAAUUUGGGAAAGGUGGUGAUGUUAGAUCUAAUGGAGUUUAUGGCUCCGGUGGAGGCUGCGGAUACUUCGGCGGAGGAGCUGGAGAUGAUGGCACCGGUGUUGUUACAUCUGGUGCAGGUGGGUCGUCCUAUGUGUCUGGAUAUAAAGGAUUUAUGACGAUCGAUGAAUCAUCAUAUUCAAAAUCUCAAUACCAAAUGAGAGAUUCUCCUUUCCAUCCGAGUGGGCUUUAUUUUGUUAAUGUUGCUGUUAAAGACUACAAGAGCGAAUUCGACUCACCAUACGGCUACAAAGAAUAUGGGCAUACAGGCCAUGGAGCAAUUGCCAUCACUCUUCUCAAUACUGUUCUAUUUACAUGCAACUCUUUCUACUCUUUCCAACAUUUUUCCUGCUUUAUUUUUAUUUUAUUAAUCAAAUAA